GAGCCAUCACUUUUUUUUUAUUCUCCAUUAAGUUAUUUUUAUCUUCUCCAACAAAGAAAGAGAGAACCUAAACAAAAAAAAAAAGAAGAGAGAUCCGAAAUGUCGGUGACGUCGACGGUGGAGGAGAACCACCGGAAAAAUCCAUCUUCUUCGCCGGUGGAGGAGGAGAAGAAGAAGAGGAGAUGGGUGUUUUGGGAUAGAAGGUGGAGGAGAUUAGAUUACGUCAAAUUCUCAGCAUCUUUCAUUGUUCAUUCUCUUGCUCUCUUGGCUCCGUUUUAUUUCACGUGGUCGGCUCUUUGGGUUACGUUUCUGUUUUACACCAUCGGUGGUCUUGGUAUCACGGUGUCUUAUCACCGUAACUUGGCUCACCGCAGUUUCAAAGUCCCUAAAUGGCUUGAGUAUCUCUUAGCCUAUUGUGCCCUUCUCGCUAUUCAGGGAGAUCCGAUUGAUUGGGUGAGUACUCAUCGAUACCAUCAUCAGUUUACUGAUUCAGAACGUGAUCCUCAUAGUCCCAAGGAAGGUUUUUGGUUUAGCCAUCUUCUAUGGAUCUAUGACUCUGCCUACCUUGUUUCAAAGUGUGGAAAAAGAGCAAAUGUGGAGGAUUUGAAGAGGCAGUGGUUUUAUAGGUUUCUUCAAAAAACUGUCAUGUUUCACAUUUUAGGAUUGGGUUGCAUUCUCUUCUAUCUUGGUGGCAUGUCCUUCGUUACUUGGGGAAUGGGGGUUGGAGCAGCAUUGGAAGUGCACGUGACUUGCCUCAUAAAUUCACUCUGCCAUAUUUGGGGCACUCGAACAUGGAAGACCAAUGACACUUCUCGCAAUGUUUGGUGGUUAUCGGUAUUUUCAUUCGGAGAGAGCUGGCACAACAAUCAUCAUGCCUUUGAGUCGUCAGCUAGACAAGGACUUGAAUGGUGGCAAAUUGACAUUUCUUGGUACAUUGUUCGGUUUCUUGAAAUUAUCGGUUUAGCCACCGAUGUGAAAGUGCCAACGGAGGCUCAGCGACGUCGUAUGGCUAUUGUUCGUUGAUAAACUUGCGGGAGCACAAACAAAAAAGAAAGAAAAGGGAUCUAUUCUGUGUAACUAGAAUCAUUUCUAAUCCUAAAAGAGUUAAUGUUUUUUUUUCUUUUUCUUUUUAAAGUUUUGGGUUAAAGCAAAGAACGUUUCCGAUGUGUUUUGGUGUUGGACCAAGUUGGUUGAUUAAGAUAUUUGUCGUAAUUGGUACUUAUAAAAUCUUUUUUUAUA
Molecule: messenger RNA, 1239 nt
Organism: Camelina sativa (false flax)
Lineage: Eukaryota; Viridiplantae; Streptophyta; Magnoliopsida; Brassicales; Brassicaceae
Product: delta-9 acyl-lipid desaturase 2
Biological process (GO): very long-chain fatty acid biosynthetic process
Cellular component (GO): endoplasmic reticulum membrane
Molecular function (GO): palmitoyl-[glycerolipid] 7-desaturase activity
Source: RefSeq, a predicted model, not a curated record